This is a messenger RNA of Diceros bicornis minor, 3603 nucleotides long. It is a transcript of the gene F2R, whose product is annotated as coagulation factor II thrombin receptor. The coding region runs from base 135 to 1421 and encodes 428 amino acids. Lineage: Eukaryota; Metazoa; Chordata; Mammalia; Perissodactyla; Rhinocerotidae. The record is from RefSeq and is a predicted model, not a curated record. Gene Ontology annotation, molecular function: thrombin-activated receptor activity. Gene Ontology annotation, cellular component: membrane. The transcript has 2 exons. Gene Ontology annotation, biological process: blood coagulation; positive regulation of blood coagulation; positive regulation of Rho protein signal transduction.
UUCCUGCGUGCGGCGAGCGCCCUGCCCGCCCCGCCGGCUGGCCCCGCGGGAGCAGGAGGGAGCCCGGGCCCGCGCUCCCGGCGGCGGCACAGUCUCGGGAGCAGCGCCGCGCCGAGCGCGCCGAGCCUCGGACAAUGGGGCCGCGGCGGCUGCUGCUCGUGGCCGCGGGCCUGAGUCUGUGCGGCCCCCUGCUGUCGGCCGGCACCCGGGGCCGCAGGCCAGGGUCAAGAGCAACAAAUGCUACUGUGGACCCCCGGUCCUUUUUCCUCAGGAAUUCCCAUGAUCAGUUUGAACCAUUCCCACUGUCGGGGGAGUCCGAGGAGAAAAACGAAAGCGGGUUAACUGAAGACAGGUUCAGCUCUAUCGACAAAAGCAGUGCUCUUCAAAAACCGCCCCCGGGGUUCGUCUCCAAAGAUGCCUCGGGAUACCUGACAAGCACCUGGAUGACCCUCUUUAUCCCCUCCGUCUACACUGGCGUGUUUGUGGUAAGCCUGCCUCUCAAUAUCAUGGCCAUCGUCGUGUUCAUCCUGAAGAUGAAGGUCAAGAAGCCUGCCGUGGUGUACAUGUUACACCUGGCCACGGCGGACGUGCUCUUUGUGUCUGUGCUCCCGUUUAAGGUCAGCUAUUACUUUUCCGGGAGCGAUUGGAAAUUUGGGCCUGAGAUGUGUCGCUUCGUCACGGCCGCGUUUUACUGUAACAUGUAUGCCUCCAUCAUGCUCAUGACAGUCAUCAGCAUCGACCGGUUUCUGGCAGUGGUGUACCCCAUCCGGUCCCUCUCCUGGCGUACGCUGGGAAGGGCGUCCGUCACGUGUCUGGCCAUCUGGGCUCUGGCCAUCGCGGGGGUGGUGCCUCUCCUCCUGCAGGAGCAGACCACCCGGGUCCCGGGGCUCAACAUAACCACCUGUCAUGACGUGCUCAACCAGACCCUGCUCGAAGGCUAUUAUGCCUAUUACUUCUCUGCCUUCUCUGCCGUCUUCUUUUUUGUGCCGUUGGUCGUUUCCACAGUCUGUUACGUGUCUAUCAUUCGAUGUCUUAGCUCUUCCGCAGUCGCCAACCGCAGCAAGAAGUCCCGGGCUCUGUUCUUGUCGGCUGCUGUUUUCUGCAUCUUCAUCAUUUGCUUCGGACCCACAAACGUCCUCCUGAUUGUGCACUACUCGUUUCUUUCUCCGGAUUCCACGACAGAGGCCGCCUACUUCGCUUACCUCCUCUGUGUCUGUGUCAGCAGCAUAAGCUGUUGCCUCGAUCCCUUGAUCUACUAUUACGCUUCCUCUGAGUGCCAGAGGCACCUCUACAGUAUCUUAUGCUGCAAAGAAAGUUCUGACCCCAGCAGUUAUAACAGCAGCGGUCAGUUGAUGGCAAGUAAAAUGGAUACCUGCUCUAGUAACCUGAGCAACAGCAUAUACAAAAAGCUGUUAACUUAGGAAAAGGGACUGCCAGUGAGUUAAAAAGAAAAGGUUACAAAAGCAUGUAACCUGAGGAUUCUGUUAGUCUUUGCCAAAAAAGUAUUUACUUUACCAUCUAAAACAAGAAAUGUAUGAUUUGCAUGCCUCCUCCUUACAAAACCCUUAAGCAUACAUAUUUGUUCAUUACAGGAAAAGAUAACAGGAAUAGAAAACAGCAUUGUUCCAAGAGAGUGUUACCAAUGCUACAGUAAUAACUGGAUGUCACUUUUUGAUGUAUUUAGGUGACAUAUGUCUUUUUGUGUGUGUGUAUAUGUCUGUGUACACACACACUUUUGUCAUCUGCAGUGCAGUAUAGAAUAGACACUUUGAAACCCUCCUUUUUUUUUCCCUUAGAGAUUAUGGAAAUAAACUCUGCUUCUCUGAUUUAAUAUGCAGAGUUUAGGUUGGUGGAAUUUAGCCCUGAACAUCUGGAGCUGUCCAUCAAUAGUGAGGGAUUCUAUAGCUUGGACUUACAGCUUUUGCAAAUAAGUGUAUUUUGAAAUUGUUCAGCAGCAGUGUUUAAGUUAUUGAGGGAUAAGACUUAGUAUUCUGUGUGUAGAAAAAGUUCUACUGUUUUUCAUUUUAAAUAUAUCAAAUUUUGAACUCUUUAAAUUAUGAAAAUAGAUGAUAUGGGUAGAAUUUUUGAUGGUUUACACUCUGUACAUGUAAACCAAAAGGGAGCAUAGGUCCCACUAGUGACCUUAGGUUGGCUUUCAAAGUUCCCCACCCCCGGAUGGAGGACUCCCAGCGGUAGACACAGGCAGGGCCGUUUCAGACAUGGAUUGGCCAGAAGCCCUCCAUCUGAGCCUCCCAGAGAGCAGAGGGACAGGAUCCCACAUUUGCUCUCUCCUCCUGGGGUUCCCUCAAGUGUGGGCUCUGAACUGAUCAUGUUUAUUAGAAAUUGGCCAGGGCAGGCCCCAUGGCCUAGUGGUUCAGCGUGCUCCACUUUGGCGGCCCAGGUUCAGUUCCCAGGCACGGACCUACACCACUUGUCAGCAGCCGUGCUGUGCUGAUGACCCAUAUACAAAAUAGAGUAAGAUUGGCACAGACGUUAGCUCAGGGCAAAUCUUCCUCAAGCAAAAAAAAAAAGAAAUUGGCCAAGUUGACUGUGCUAUCCCUGGAGAUAGUGAAUAUAAAAGACUUCUCUGCUCGUUUUAAGAAUGGAGAAAGAAGGCUCAUUCACUUCUAGCAGUGCCCUGCAAGGACCAUUCUCAGAUGGAAACACCCAUGAGCAAACGUGAACACCCAUUGUGUGCUCUGGGCUUAGAGAGUUGAGUAAGACCGAGACCUGCCCUCAAGAAGAACAAGAUAGACGGAUGCGUAGAGUGUGAUAUGUGUAUAAUAAAUGUGUCAUUGUAUGAAGAAGUGUUUUUAGCGAGAAGUCACCAAGCGAGUCUCGCACAAGCAAGGCCUGUCAGUUGAAGAACUUUGAACAUCUGGGUUACUGCUUCCUGUGGUUAUAACUUGAGAUGAAAACAUAAUACAAUACCGUGUAUUUUUUAAAAUAAGUCCUUCAGUCUACAUUAAUUGGACACUAUUUAUUUAUAAAUGCUUUCAAUAAAUCAGGUUUUUUAAAAAGAAUCAAUUAUGUCAGUCUGAUUAGAAAUAACAGAAGAAAAUGAAAUUGACUUUGAAAUCUAGGAAAAUUAUUCUAUAUUUUUCCAUUCACUUGUCUUAUUUUGAUUGAGAUGAUUUUAAAAGCAUUUUUUAACCCCUUGAUGAGUAUCAAGUACAGAAAAUCCUCAUGGAUUUGACAAAAUAAUUUGAAAAUGAGGUUGAAAUGAUCUUUUUUCCUUAUGAAAAGAUGUAAGCAUUUUAAACAAACAAGAAAAGUGGAAAGUUGCAAGGCAAAUGCUUACCUAUUUAGAAGAGCAAACUAUUUCCAAAUGCCUCAGAAUAAUUUACAUAAAAGUAUGUAUUGUAAGUAGAAGCUAGCGUUGAUUUUAUUAAUUUAGUUACUCUAUUCAUUUUAUCCAACUCAGUGGAGAUUUCCCAUCAUUGUUUAUUCAGUCUGUCUGUAUUAAAAUACCUCUGACUUAAUAUUACUGUCAUUAGUAUAUUAUCAAUCUGUACUUAUAAAACAUUAUGUCACUGUUUUUAUGUUCUCUUUUUUAAAAAUUUUAUGUAACCUAUAUUAAUAAACAUGAACGUUUGCUUGGUA